Molecule: messenger RNA, 1425 nt
Organism: Coniophora puteana RWD-64-598 SS2
Lineage: Eukaryota; Fungi; Basidiomycota; Agaricomycetes; Boletales; Coniophoraceae
Exons: 11
Coding region: 1-1425 (474 amino acids)
Molecular function (GO): phosphatase activity; ATP binding
Source: RefSeq, a predicted model, not a curated record
AUGAUCAAACUCUACGCUUUUGAGUUAGAUAACGUCCUCUGGAGCGGCGUGCUGGACGCGACGCGGUAUGGCAAAGGCCGAGGAGCAUCCAAAGUCCCCGAGGACAACCUCCAGCUUCGGCUGGGUGACGAAGGGAUCGUAGAGGAUAGGAGUGUACCUAGCAAUCCUGAAAACUUCGUCAUUCUGUUCCCGGAGGUGACGCGGGUUUUUCAUGACAUCGCGAAGAACAAUCUGCAGAUUGCGAUCGUUUCGAAUAAUGGAGGCAAGAAGCUAUGCGACCGCGCGCUCUGGCUGUUCCGAGCGCCCGACAAAAACGCCUCAAGGCAAUCUCUCACGACUUUCGUGAGGUACGAUGAGAACGAUGUUGUGUCAAAAGUUGAAAUGUUCAAGAACUUGAAAACAUGGAGUGGCGUUGAUUUCGUCGACAUGGUCUUCUUUGACUUAGAUUGCGCUGAAAGCCAACAAGUUCAGCAACAUCUAGGUGUUCACGUGAAAACGAUCGAUAAACGAGAUGGGUUGACAUGGACAGACUACGUAGACGCUUCUCAGGGACUCGCAGGUGGACAGCCACCACACAAGCAGCCGAAUGGGACUCCCGGAGGUCACAUCCCUAGGCGUGACGAUCCGAGACAAGAUAAACCGCCACAAGAGCUUCCGCCAUUCUAUGACAUGCCCGCACUCGGGCGUACACUAGGAUCAGGCGCUUUCUCGGACGUCUACAUGUCCAAAAGCGACCCAGAAAUCAUCGUCAAGAAGUUGAAACACUGGAGACCAGGAAUUCAGCAGCGCUUCGUCGCCAUCUACAAGGUGGUCGAGGCUGGGCGUCCGUUUACGCCCGACCCUUCCCGCGACACCAAAGACGAAGAGUACCUAUCACAGAUCGCUUUGGAGCUACGCAACCUCCGCGCUGUCGGCGAGCUGAAGGGCCCUGCUGAUCCUGAGCGCUUUUGUGGAUGGUUCAGUAUGAAAUUCGUUCGCGGAAACCCGAUUUGGGACAACGCAACGUAUUGGCGCCACCCAUUUGGUGUUCCUUUUCAGACCCUCCUUAAGCGUGCAUUUCAUCUUACUGUCGACGAGAUUGAGUACUUUGUGAAGAAACAUGGGAUGGAACAUCGAGACGCCCAUCUGGCUAACGUGAAGUUCGAAACGAAAGGCGGUACGCUUGUGAGAGCACAUGUCUUUGACUGGGGUUUUGCGGCUCGCAUGACAUGGGACGGCCGCUAUUACGUUCGCGCAAACGAUACGCUCGUCUGGAACAGCGGCGAGGCAGGAGCAAAGUAUACUCCGGACCAGUUCAGGAAGUACUGGAUUGAAUGGAUGGUGAAGACCGAGUAUGAGGCACAGAUGAGCAGGCAGGGGAUCAGUCGAGAGGACGGAAGUAAGUUCUUGGCAAACCUGGACUGGUGGUUUGAAUGGGACAAGUAA